GUGUACCGGCUCGUCCCCUUCAGUCUUGCACAGGUGUACCGGUUCCUCCCCUUCAGUCUUGCACAGGUGUCCCGGCUCCUCCCCUUCAGUCUUGCACAGGUGUAUCGGCUCCUCCCCUUCAGUCUUGCACAGGUGUAUCGGCUCCUCCUUUCAGUCUUGCACAGGUGUCCCAGCUCCUCCCCUUCAGUCUUGCACAGGUGUAGCGGCUCCUCCCCUUCAGUCUUGCACAGGUGUACCUGCUCCUCCCCUGCAGUCUUGCACAGGUGUCCCAGCUCCUCCCCUUCAGUCUUGCACAGGUGUCACAGCUCCUCCCCUUCAGUCUUGCACAGGUGUACCGGCUCCUCCCCUUCAGUCUUGCACAGGUGUACCGGCUCUUCCCCUUCAGUUUUGCACAGGUGUCCCAGCUCCUCCCCUUCAGUCUUGCUCAGGUGUACCGGCUCCUCCCCUUCAGUCUUGCACAGGUGUAGCGGCUCCUCCCCUUCAGUCUUGCACAGGUGUACCGGCUCCUCCCCUUCAGUCUUGCACAGGUGUCCCGGCUCCUCCCCUUCAGUCUUGCACAGGUGUCCCGGCUCUUCCCCUUCAGUUUUGCACAGGUGUACCGGCUCCUCCCCUGGACUGAAACGGUUUCCUCGGAUUUCACCGCACACUGUGACCUUCACACAGUGUGCAUUAGAAGCUGCAGCAAGUCAGAUAGAGCUCCGCCUUCUAAUCUAGAGCUCCACCUCAUUUCCUGGCUGGAGGACGUCCAGCAUUAUCUAGACCACAGGUGUCAAACUGGCGGCCCUCCAGCUGUUGCCAAACUACAAGCUCACACUCCUCCAGACUGACACCUACCCAUCAAGGAACUUUUAUAUUUGCAUAACUCCUCAUACCGUUUGUAUCAGGAGUGAGGGCGCUCUUGA
Messenger RNA from Staurois parvus, 902 nucleotides. The record is from the annotation of a GenBank genome assembly. NCBI's taxonomy places the organism in Eukaryota, Metazoa, Chordata, Amphibia, Anura, Ranidae.